Aspergillus clavatus NRRL 1 is the source of this 378-nucleotide messenger RNA. RefSeq names its product mitochondrial 37S ribosomal protein mS33. The transcript is spliced from 3 exons. Lineage: Eukaryota; Fungi; Ascomycota; Eurotiomycetes; Eurotiales; Aspergillaceae. Gene Ontology annotation, cellular component: mitochondrion. The coding region runs from base 1 to 378 and encodes 125 amino acids. The record is from RefSeq and is a predicted model, not a curated record.
AUGGCGGCCUUAUGCAACCGGCUACUUGAUUUGACCAGUGCACAAUGUCGUAUAUUCUCAGCAAGUUUCAACCCUCAGAGGCUGCGUCUCGGUAACAACGUUCUGCGCCAGCGAUUGCGUGGUCCCGUAAUUGCAGCCUGGUAUCCCAAGAAGACUGUAUCAUUUCGGGACCUGGAGAAGACGUACCGUCCCCUUGACCUGAUCACAUUUGAUGAAUAUGAGGACGAUAGGGAGGAGGCGAUCCAGGUGUAUGUCAUUCCCGUGGCCCGGGUACGGCUCCUGCUUAUUAUUGCUACUAGUGCGAAAUUACGAGGAAAAGGGAGGCCAAAAAAGAAGAGGACAGCAGCAGAAUCGAGAUCGGCGAAGAAGAAGAAGUAG